ACUAGGCUGAAUGGCUUGCUUCCACACUUUAGGGAUCCUUUGAAUAAAAAGGAACCCCAUUCACUCAGAGAUUUUGGUAAGCCAGCUACCAAACAAAGCCCAAUUGAAGAUGUAGGAGGAGGGUGUACCUGGUUAUACUGACAGUUAGGAUGGGGAGGAUAGGGGAGGCCAAAGGCAGCAAGAAGUGGAUAGGCUGAAUGGCCUGCUCCCAUGCUGUACAUUUCAUGUGGGACGAGUUUCCUGUCCCACGUCAAUCCGACCCUGUGUUCAAAGGGCAAUUGAAUCAUCAGUGAGACUUGGCCCACACCCUGGGCGAGGGUGGAAGGGCAGGAGAGAGCCAAUAAUUCCCCGCGGUGGCUAGAAGGGAAGAGAAGAAAGACGCCGAUGGGCUGAGAUUAUCUGCAGUCUGAUGUUUCUGUUUGAACUCGUGGGCGGGUCCCUCCCAUUCACUGAGUCCUUCCACACACACACACACUCUGUUUCUCUCUCUCUGCAGGUCUGUCUGGGCAAAGCCACUUUCUGCAGGUUUUCACUCUGGAACCCUCACUCGCCUUGUUAUCUCCAGGAUCUCCUGCAGCACUCCGUCCGGGAAUCUGUUCGGGCAAUCCUGCUCUGGACACAUCUUGGAGCCCCCUGAUUAGGAUGUAAUUUCAGAAUGUUCUUUGCUUCGAUCCUCUCCACAAUCCUGCAUUACUGGUCCGCGGCAGCCGAGAUUGCACAGACCCAUCCAGCAAAAGACAACCGUCUGACAGCUAUUAACUGGUGUUUGGGUGGUUUUGCUAAGCUGGGUUAUUACACGGGGUCGGUAACAUACACUGUGACUGGGGAAGAGUGCCUGAAGUGGACCGAAUUCCCAGACUAUGUCCAGCAGUAUCCCAACAAGGGACUUGGCGAUCACAACUUCUGCCGUAACCCUGAUGGUGAACCAGUUCCGUGGUGUUUUUACAGGAAGAGAACGGGGUCCAUCAGCUGGUCAGAAUGUGACUGCAAUCACGGUGCCAUCCGACUGAGUGGAGGAGCUGGUCAACAUGAGGGAAGGGUGGAGUUACAGUACAAUGGACAGUGGGGCACUGUCUGUGACAAGACCUGGGAUGAUAGAGAUGCCAGUGUGGUUUGUCGUCAGCUAAGCUUAAGUGAAACAGGUGUGGCCAAGAAGAAUUCAUUGUUCGGAGCGGGAUCAGGUCCCAUUCACAUGGAUGGUGUUCACUGUCGGGGUGACGAGGCUGCCUUGCUGCAAUGUCGAAACAGCACAUUAGCGAGUGGAGCCUGCAGACAUGACAAUGAUGCAGGGGUUGUGUGUGGACUUCCAGAAGAUUCAGUAACGCCCAUUCGUCUGGUUGGAGGGGAAGAGGACUAUGAGGGCCGACUUGAGGUCUUUCAUGGCGGGGAGUGGGGCACUGUGUGUGAUGACCACUGGGAUGAUUUGGACGCAGAAGUUGUCUGUAGACAGUUGGGUUUAAGUGGCACUGCCAAGGCUUGGAUGUGGUCCCACUUUGGCCAUGGCUCUGGUCCGAUUCUAUUGGAUGACAUUGAAUGCACUGGCAACGAACUGCACUUGGAUGAAUGUGAGAAAAGCAAUUGGAGGCAACACAACUGUGAGCAUGCAGAAGAUGCGGGCGUCUCCUGCAACCCAUUUGCAGAUGGUGCUAUACGACUGGUUGGAGGCCGAGACUCCAGUGAGGGGAGGUUGGAAGUCUAUCGCAAUGGAGCCUGGGGUACAGUGUGUGAUGAUAGAUGGACUGACCUGAAUGCCAGGGUUGUUUGCAGACAGCUUGGAUUCAGUGGCCCAGGGAUUGUGGCGCCAGACGCUAAGUUUGGACAAGGGACUGGCUUCAUACUCCUGGAUGAAGUGGUGUGCGCAGGGACUGAACCGAACCUCCUGGGUUGUGCUCGGAGCAACUGGGGCCAACAUGACUGCUCGCAUCACGAGGAUGUGGGCGUGAUAUGUGCACAGCAAGAGACCAACAAAAUAAGUGAGCCCAGUGUAGGGCCAGCCAUCCGCCUUGUAGAUGGAGAGAACAGCAAAGAGGGGCGUGUGGAGGUGUACCUUCAUGGAGUGUGGGGUAGUGUCUGUGAUGAUGGUUGGACAGACAGGGAUGCAAGAGUUGUCUGCAGGCAGCUGGGCUACAGUGGCCAAUCCAAAGCCAGAACAAUGGCCUACUUUGGGGAGGGCCACGGACCUAUCCACUUGGACAACGUAAGAUGCACCGGCCACGAGAAUUCCCUGGAUGAGUGCAGCACACCUGGCUUUGGAAUCCAUAACUGUUGGCACGGGGAAGAUGCAGGAGUCAUCUGCGAUUAUAAGGAGGAUGCCCUCGAGGAGCUUAGCAGUGGCGGUUCUUUGCCUUCAGUGUGUGGUCUCCGUUUGCUAAAUCGUCGCAGAAAGCGGAUUAUUGGAGGGAAUAAGUCAAUCAGAGGGGGCUGGCCAUGGCAAGCUUCACUGAGGCACAAGACAUUUUACCGUGAGAGUCGUUUACUGUGUGGAGCCACAUUAAUCAGCAACUGCUGGGUGCUGACAGCAGCUCACUGCUUCAAGAGGUUUGGUAAUGAGACGCGACAUUACUACAUCCGAGUUGGCGAUUACCACACAGCAGUGGAGGAUGAGUACGAACGAGAAAUCCCCAUUGAAAGGAUUGUUAUACACAAGAACUACAAGCCAGGCAGCAGUGACAAUGAUAUAGCGCUGGUCAGAAUGAAAGGCAAGGAAGGACAUUGUGUGACAUUCAAUCAGUAUGCAACUCCAGUCUGUCUGCCGGCCAGAAAGGAGCGGAUCAGAAUAAACAAGCAAUCCUGCUAUAUCACUGGUUGGGGAGAUACAGGAAGAUCCUACUCAAGAACGUUACUGCAAGGUGCGGUCCCCUUACUGCCAAAGAAGAUCUGCAAGAGCCGCUACAGAGACAAGUUCACGCCCCGCAUGAUUUGUGCAGGUAAUCUGUCUGAGCACAAGCGGGUUGAUAGUUGCCAGGGUGACAGUGGUGGCCCUCUAAUGUGCCAGCGCACGGGAGGACGUUGGGUCAUCUUAGGCAUCACCUCAUGGGGCUAUGGAUGUGGACGGAGAGACUCUCCCGGCGUUUACACAAAGGUGGCCAAAUUUGUCUCUUGGAUCAAGAAGGUGACGGAAACUAAAGAAAAAGGACAUGAAAAGCCGGUGAGCUAGCGGGCUCCAAAGGAAUAGCAUGCCCGGGAAGGAUGGCCAGGGCUGGUGGGCAAGGAAAUAAUAAGUUGCUGGAUUAACUUCUUACACAAAGGCACCAGAGAUCUCUCAGAGAGGUAACUGCAUUUCAGCCUCGGUCUGUUCGAGUUUGAUAGCUGUCGGCAAACACAGUGUUGGAACCAUCUCCAACAGUCAAGCUAUGACAGGAUUACGCUGAGGUUUCUUUUCAUUCAUGGUCUGAGGGCAGCAUUCAUUGCCCAGGGGGCAGUUUAGAGCCAACCACAUUGCUGUGGGUCUGGCGUCACAUGUAGGCCAGACCAGGCAAAGAUGGCAGUUUCCUUCCCUAAAGGGCAUUAGUGAACCAGAUGGGUUUAUUCCUGGAAAUCAGUGAUCAUCUUAAUCCCAGAUGUUUCCUUUAUUGAAUUCAAAUUCUACCAUCUGCUGAUUCGGACCCAGGUCCCCAGAACAUUACCUGGAUCUUGGGAUUAAUUGUCAAGCGGUAAUACCUCUAGGCCAUCACCUCCCCUAGUAUCAAUUUCCAUUUUGCAACUCCAUUGAUGGUUAUUUAAAUUCAGCACGACACCCUCUUUCUCACUAUUUUACUUCGCAAUUUUAAUUCGCGGAGAAAGAUUUCCUCAACUCCUUUCUUUAGCAAAGAUCAUUUCCCAAUGUUGAUAUGGGCAGGUACAACCAGAAAGCUCCGACUUAUUUUGUGAACUAGAAACACGGUCAGUUUGGAUCUUGGAUGGGAAACUGUUCAAGUUGAGCUCUCUGGGUUUGAAUGAACGUUUCAUUUUUCUGUAGAGUGGGCAGGAAUGUGGAGGGGGGGUGCGUGAAAAAGGAGCAGUAUUUUAGGCCAGAGAUCGUAGGGACUGCCUCUGCUGGAGAAUCUGAGAUAACAAGGUGUAGAGCUGGAUGAACACACCAGGCCAAGCAGCAUCAUAGGAGCAGGAAAGCUGAUGUUUCAGGCCUAGACUCUUCUGCAACACCUGACUUCUGUACAAAUUAUUCCUUUCCCACACACCUAGUGGCACCUACCAUUGUGCGCGCACACACAUUCAGAAUCAGUGGCUAAUUUUCCUCUGAAACAGGUUAGUAACUUGUAACCAGAGUCUUAAACUUUAGGGACACCACUUCACAUCAAAUAUGGCAGAUCCGCAUGAGUCUCUCCCACUCUAAGUGACUUCCACAAGUACAUUGGAAGCCCCUCACCAUUCAGUACACCACUGCACCAUUCACAAUUGUCAAGUCCUGGAGCGGGACUUGAACCUGGAAUGCCACUCACACAGACAAGAGCACGAUCCCCUGUGUCACAAGGAGAAUCACAGCCCGACAGUGCGGGGGCAAGCCUAUUUGGCCCAUCGACCACACCAACCCUCUGGAGAGAAGCUCAUGCAGAACCAUCCAAUCCCUGUAACCCCGCAUUUCCCACGGCUAAUCUGCCCAGCUUGCACAUCCAUGGACACUACGGGCAAUUUAGCACGGCCAAUCCACCCUAACCUGCACAUCUUUGAAGUGUCGGAGGAAACUCACGCAGACACUGGGAGAAUGUGCAAACUCCACACAGACAGACAUAGAGAGUCAUAGAAUCCCUACAGUGUGGAAACAGGCCCCUCGGCUCAACAAGUCCACACUGACCCUUGGAGCAUCCCACCCAGAACAAUCCCCCUAUAACCCACCUAAUUUGAACUUCCCUGGGCACUACAGGACAAUUUAGCAUGGCCAGUGCCCCCUAGCCUGCACAUCUUUGGACUGUGGGAGGAAACUGGAGCAGCCAGAGGAUACCCACGCAGACACGGGGAGAGUGUGCAAAGUCCACACAGACAGACAGUCACCCGAGGCUGGAAUCGAACCCAGGUUCCUAGUGCUGUGAGACAGCAGUGCUAACCACUGAGCCAUGGUGCCACCCCUCGUCCAUGGCUCGAAUUGAACCUGGAUGCCUGGCACUUUACCGUGAUCCCCUCCAUGCAGAUCUUUACAAAAUCACAAUAACCAGAAAUAAGCAAUAACCAGAAAGGCUAUUGGAAUACUGGCCUUUGUGUUGAGAGGAGCAGGAUACAGUAGGGUGGAAGGCAUGAAUCAACUAUACAAAGCCCUGGUUAUAACACAUAUAGAGCCACUGUGAGCUGUUCGAGGCACCAUACCAAAGAAAGGAUGUGUUUGGGAGGUGGAGUAGGGAGAUACACCAAAAUGGUCUCCAAGAGCUAAAUUACACAAACUAGCAUUACAACCCCUGCGAUUGAUAUGGUUCAAAGGCAAUUUUACUUUCAGAAACAGAUAGAGUAGAUAAACUGUUUCUGUUGGUUGUGAGCCCGAGACUGGAAGGCAGUGUCUGGCGAUCAGUAAGACCUCUCGGGAAUGACUUUAGGAAACACUCAAAGGAGGGUAGAAGUUCAGAGCUCUCUCCCACAACCAACAAUUGUUGCUGUGUCAGUUGUUAGUUAUAAAUCGGAAAUGGGUAGAUCUUUGUGUAUUGGGGGGUAUUGGGGAAAGGGUUGGCGUAUGGAGUUAGCUCACAGAUCAGCUGUAAUCUCGCUGAAUGACAGAACCUGCUCUGGGGGUGAUUGGUCACUGCUCACACCUCCAUUCAUAUACUCCAGACCAUUUACACUAUUACUCUAUCCCAUGCCACCCCAUUGGACACAAUGGUGACACCCAGUCCUUCUGUAGGCACAUGCUCAGUGUGGGUGAUGUAAUGGUCCGCACAGUGUUCCCCUUGUCACUCCUCUCUCUACUGCAGGGGCAGCACUGUGGCUCAGUGGUUAACACUGCGGACCCGGGUUGGCUUCUACUCUUGGAUGAAUACUCAUGUGGAGUUUGCACGUUCUCAUCGUGUCUGCGAGGGUUUCCUCUGGGGAUCCAGUUUCACCCACAAUCUAAAGAUGUGCAGUCUAGGUGGAUUAGCCAUAGAAAAUGCAGGGUUACAGAGGUGGGGUCUGGGUGGGAUGCUCGUUGGAGGGUCAGUGUGGACUCGAUAGGUCAAAUGGCCUGCUUCCACAUUGUAGGAAUUCUGCAACUCUACUGCCCAUGUUACUCCACUCACUGCUUUGCUUUACGCUGCAUUCACCAACUCCCUUGCGUUAGCCUGUCUGAACCCCUACUACCCCAUUCUCUAACCCCAGCCACCACCACCCAGCCACUCACUCACUAAACACCUCAUUUUUAUGCACUAGACCUGAGUACUUCAGCAAACAAUACUUGGCUUUAAUACAUUCAUUAAUUUCAAUGUUUGCAUCAUCAUUUGGUGUCACAGCACAGUAGUAUUGCUGAUAAAAAUCAAACAGAUUUUGUUGAAGCUUUUCAUUGUGCACUCAGAACAGAAUUCGCAAGAAGUACCGAUAUAAAGAGCAACGUCAUUUUAUACUGUAUGAGAAAAGAGUGCUGACUGGUUGGCAGAAAGAUUCUCAUUGGUAGAGAUAUUGCCAUGGGGAAUGCACCAGCUUGAUGACGAUUGUCAGUUAACUGCCAACCGUGGUUAAAACUUAAACUGGAUAGGUUAACUCUGAUUGGUCAAGGCAUUACCCUGAGAAAUGAACCAGUAAGUGGCUGCCACAGAUUUUUAGUUUGAUUUAUUGUAGUCACGUAUACCUGAGUACAGUGAUAAGUUUUGUUUGCAAACAGUACAUGCUGAUCAUAGCAAACAAGGAUAUAGAGACGAUGGUAUUUUGUUAAGGUGCAGUGCAUGGUAAAGAACAGGGCCCUGUGUAUUCGUUCACAUAGCUCCUGGUACACACAAGUAUGCCAUUCCUGUGAACCUGACUGAGAAUCCUACAUUGGUUGUCGUCUUAAUACCUGCCAUGUUGACAGUGGCAGAGCUGUAAUGCAUCUUGUAGCGUUAUGGUAUACAAUGACAGGCUAAACCCACUGCCCUGGACUGCCUCUGCCCCUAGCAGGUUAAAGCAGGAAUGCACCAAAUGCAUGUUAUCUUUUUUUUAAUCUGUGAAAUCAUGGUAAUUAAUUAACUUGGCUUUGGGCUGACUGGCAGAACACCACCUGGCAUACCACCUUGCAAAGGGUGUGAAACGGUAAAUGUCCACCUUUUACAUGAUAGGAUUGGUUGUAAGAGACACAGCACACAUACGUUGGAUGUCACAGUACAGCCAGUGGAAGGAACAUGAGGACGAACAGACCUCAGGCACUUUGAGUCUCAUUCCUGUAGAAACUGAGCUUCCUAAAUGUCAUGGUGUAUGGCACAAGCCAGUGUACACCCUUGUAGAUUUAUGCUGCCAAUUAUGGCCAUGUUUUCGCCAAUGUAUUAGUAUUUAAGUCAAAGCAGAUUGUGUGAACUAUUGGUUUUGUGAGCAUGGUACUGUUCCAUUACAAAUAACAGUUCUGCGUUUUGAUUUUAAGGGAUUGUUUGCUAAUCCUGUGAAUUUUGCCGUCAGCAUAUUACCAUUGUCUGCAGUCAUCAGUAACAAAUAUCCUUGUCUGCACCCUAUAAAUUGAACAGAUGAUGCUGGAGACCAUGUUUUGUUGAUUAAUCAAAAGAGGCAUUGUAAUGAGCUUUUGAAAUACUGCAUCUUCCAACCAGCAGCUGAGUGAAUAUAAAGUGCUCAUUUAAUAUUGAUAGGUUCCAUUGUGUUCAUCUGCAUACUGAGGAGAAUCCCUGGGUUGAGUGCAAUUCUGCAGAAACACCAACAGGUGACGAUCUGACUCAUUUUUAUGAAUCUUCACCUCCUCGCUCCUCAGGAUCAAUGACUUUGUGGGAUAGUGACUACACUGAGGUUAAUAACCCUUCUGCUACUGGUCUUAAACUAAUGUUUUGCAUUGCUCAACAACAAAAUCUGUCACAUAAAUGUCAAGUGCACUCCCACAAUGUGACUGGGGGGCAAUUUACAACAGUUAGUCACCACAUUCAGAUUGUUGUUAACAUUGAAAAGAAAGCCUUGCAUUGGAGUAGCAUCAUUCUCAACUCCAGGACUCCUGCCCCCAACACCAUCUGAUUCCAUACUUCCCUAUGAUUCUAUUUGAUUGCUGUUGGUGGGUUCAUGCACUGCUGCGCUACAGAAGCAUAGAAUUGGCUUGGCGGUGGGCAUGGGGGAAUCCUCAGGGUUGAGAAAGGUGCUAAACAGGCAUAAGCCUUUCUUUUCAUUGUUAACAACAAUCUGAAUGCAGUGACAGUAAUUGUCGUAAAUUGCCCCCAUUCUCAUGGUGAAGUCUAGCAAAUGUGAUCUCUGCUUGAGGGAUAAAUAAAUAUUGGCAUUCUCCAGUGAACUCUCAAAUUGUGGCUCUCCAAUCUUUCAAGUUCACUCAAGGGAGUGCCUCAGUUUAACAUCUCGUCUGAAAACCGCAGCUUUGACACUGCAGCGCCCCUCAGUUUCACCCUGGAGUGUGCAGCCUGGAUCAGACUCUUGAGUGGGAAUUCAAAUCCACAAACCUCCUUGACUCACUGAGCCACUGCAUUCUGAAACCUAAAUACCUCCACUCCACUCAUAUCUAACCCACAUUUCUCAAAAGAAUGACGCUUCCAGAUGCUUGUUAUCCGUGUGGGAAGAGAUUUCUUUAAAAAUAGCUUGGGCUUGAAAUUACUCAUAUUAAAGCAUGUAACUGCAUUUGCCUCAAAGUCAUCAAUGUUUAAAAAGAGGUGUUAAACUUGUUUAACAUAAACGAAAAGCUUUCAGCUUGGUGUUGCAAAGCUUGGCUGAGCUUGUUACAAAGUCACAAUGUUCCAGGUUUGAUUCCUACUGACGAACUUGAGUAUAAAAACCUAGGAUGACACUGUGGUGUGGUGCAGUAUCCAUGGAGUGUCUCAUUGCUGCUGAUGCUGUCCUAGAGGUAAGAUGUAAAACUGAACUGCUGUAUUGUCCAUCGAGUAGGUGCCACCGAAUCAGUAUAAUAGAAUUGCUAAAACGCAGAACGCCAUUCAGCCCGUCAUGCCUGCACCAGUUCUAUUACGCAGUGCAAAUCUCCUGCCUUUUUCCCAUAUUCCCAUACCCCAUUUAUGUCCAGUAUCCUCUCAAAUGCCUCAAUUAAGCCUGACUCCAACAAGUAGAGCCUUCCAUACCCAAACUACUGGAUGUAAAACGCCCUAUGGCAUAACUUAGAAAGAGGAGGAUUUGUGGCACACUGGGAAGCAUCAUUGUCUCAAAGCUAGAAGUCUCAGCUUCAAAUCCCAGCUCAGGGCUUGAUAGCUACAGAAAGUGUGUCUAUUACCUAGUCAAAGAGGUUAUUUAUUAUAUGAAAACCAAAAAAAAACUGCAGAUGCUGGAAAAUCUCAGCAGGUCUGGCAGCAUCUGUGGAGAGAAAUCAGGAUUAACAUUUCAUGUUGAGUGAUACUUCCUCAUCUGUGAAUUCCUCCAAUAUCUCUUUGGCAGGAGGAGGAGAGUUUAAUACCAGAUUUUUAUUGGGUCUGUAUCUGGAUUAAUAAUAGAACAAUAAUACCAUUCGAUAAUGGCAUUGCUAUUGAAUAGUACCACUAGGUGGUCAUCUCCUCUUGCUUAAUGCUUUCCAAAAAGAUACGUCAUGCCAGUUGGCUCUCACAAUGCAAUCAUCCUGAUAAUGGAAAUCUGAUGUAAGUGAACUAUCUGUUAUUGCCUUUGGUCAGAUGUGGGCUAGUCAGCCACAUGAUAGAAAGAAAUAGACUCGCAUUUAUAUAGUGCCUGUCAUAAUCACUGCAUGCCUCAAGGCCCUUUAAAGCCCCUCAAAUACUUGUGAAGUGCAUUCACUGUUGUGAGGUAGCAAAGCCAGCAGCUGAUGUAUACACAGAAAGCUCUCACAAAUAGGAAUGUGGUGAGGAGUAGUGAUGGCCCAAUGGUAUUAUCACUAGACUAUUAAUGUCAGAGACCCAGGCAAUGUUUGACUGCCCACAUUUGAAUCCUGCCAUGCGCUUGCCCUGCAGUUUUAAUCCAGUAAAAAAAUCUGGAAUAAAGAGCCUAAUGGUGACCAUGGAGCCAUUGCCAACUGUUGGGGAUAACCUAUCUUGUUUAGUCAUAUCCUGUGGAGAAAGAAAAUGCCAUCCUUACCAGGUCUACAUGUGACUCCAGGCCUAUUGCAAUAUGGUGGACUCUUAACUGCUCUCUGGGCAAUUAGGGAAGAAGGAAUAAAUUCCCAUCCAGCCAGUGAUGCCACAUCCUGUGAAUAAAUGUUUAAAUUUGGCAAUUUUGAUAGGCAUAUUACAACUGGAAAUGAUUUUGUUCACUUAUCAGUAUUUAGUCUGGGAAAUCUGAAUCCUUGAAACUUUAUUGACGAGCCUUAAAUUAAACUAAAUAAUAGAAUUUCUCUUGAGUACACCACAGGAGAAAAGUAUUAUAAAUUUGUGAUCAUUUGAAAUUUGACAUUCUUGCAUCUGUUCUGAAGAAUGCCGGAUGAAAAGCUUCAGCAACGUGUCUUUUUUUUCAAAAAGAUUCAAGCUCUGUACAACCAAGUAGCUGCCUGUAAAUUAAAAUUGCUGGAAAAGCUCAACAGGUCUGGCAGCAAGUGUGGAGAGAAAUCAGAGUUUACAUUUCGGGUCCAGUGACCCCUGAAAUGUUAACUGCGAUUUCUCUCCAUACAGGCUGCCAGACUUGCUGAGCUUUUCCAGCAAUUUCUGUUUUUGUUUCUGAUUUCCAGCAUCCGCAAUUCUUUCAGUUUUUAUUUUGUCUGUAAAUAGAAUUGUUUUAUAUUGUAAUGUUCCUACAGCUUCAGCUUCUUCUCUGCACUUGUGUCAUUUGAUUCCAGCUUGAAUACCACGAUAAAAGUAAAACCUGUCACUUUAGAAAAUUUACAAGUGUCACUAUUAUAUUAUAUAUAGACCUGAAAAAUAAGGAUAUUUGUGGGUGUGUUGUAUCAGCUGUAAAAAUAUUUUAAUUGUUAAAUUAUCUUCUAGAAAUGUAUCUUAUGGAUGGACUUUCUCUGUACCAUUUUGACUCUGUAUUGCUCAUACGAAGUUGCUAAAUAUGUUCUCUCUCGUUUUGUGUCACAGUUGAUGUCUCUGAUGUGUUUUGGUUGUAUUCUGUUCCCGUUCUUUUCCAGUUACUUAUUGCUUUCUCAUCUUCACAUUUGUCCCCUCCCUUACACCAUAUGUUCGAAAAAUGGGUGUAAAGAUUGCAGAUCAGACAGUUUAAUUUCAUUGGUGGGAAAACUUCCAGAAAACAAUUAUGUGGGAUAGACUUCUGGGCAUGUGAACAAUAUGGGUUGAUUCAGAAGAUUCAGCAUGGACACCCUGAAGGGAGAUUAUGAACAACUAACUUGCUGGAGUUUAUUUAUAGAGAUAACAGAGAGACUAAGGCUGUUGAUGUGGUGCCCAUGGACUUCCAGAAAGUGUUUGAUACAGUGCCAUAUGACAGUCUUUUGUGGAAAGUUAUAGAACGUGGAAUAAGAUGGGCAGUAGUAAGGUGGAUAUAAAAUUGGCUGAAUAGCAAAUAGAGAGUAAUGGUGAAUGCAAGAUAACAAAGUGUGAAGCUGGAUGAACACAGCAGACCAAGCAGCAUCUCAGGAGCACAAAACCUGACAUUUCAGAUCUAGACCCUUCAUCAGAGAGGGGGAUAGGGAGAGGGUUCUGGAAUAAAUAGGGAGAGAGGGGGAGGUAGACCGAAGAUGGAUAGGUUCCCUGAGGUUGGUCCGGAGGGAGGAGGGUAACUUCUUCAGGUUAGGCAUCCCUGGAAGAGGCUUCGCAGUGAGGUUAAAAUAGUAUCAGAGAUAAUGGGAACUGCAGAUGCUGGAGAAUUCCAAGAUAACAAAGUGUAUUUUUUUGGUCUGAGAGAAGAUUUGUGGUGGAGUGCCCCAGGGGUCAGUAUUGGGAGCCUUUGCUUUUCCUGAUUUAUUUUAAUGACCAAGGUCCCAGUGUACAGGGGACAAUUACAAAAUUUAUGGAUAAUACAAAACUCGUGAAAAUUGUAAACUGUAAGGAGGACAGUUUAGAACUUCAAAAGGACAGUGACAUAUUGGUGAAAUGGGUGGCUAAGCGGUGGAUAAUUUUCAAUACAGGAAACUGUGAAGUGAUAUACUUUGGUAUAAACAGCAUAGAGAGAAAGCAUUAAAUAAAGGGUAGUAUUCUUAAGGGUGUGCAGGAGCAGACAGACCUGGGUGUAUAUGCCCAUGUAUCAUUAAAGAUGGCAGGACAGGUAGAGACAGCAGUAUUCAAGCUUCAUUAACAGGGUGUAAGAAAAGGGAGAUAGUGAGAACUGCAAAUGCUGGAGUCAGAGGUAACACAGUUUGGAGCUGGAGGAACACAGCAGGCCAGGCAGUAUCAGAGGAGCAGCAAAGUUGACAUUUCGGGUCAGGACCCUUCUUCUGAAAUGGGAAGGGGUAAGGGAGCUGGGAAUAAGUAGAGGAGAGGUGAGACUAGGGAAGCUAGGUAGGGUGGUAAUAGGUGAGUACAGGUGGGGAGUGGUCAGUGAGAUGGGAGGGGC
Stegostoma tigrinum is the source of this 12483-nucleotide messenger RNA. Its product is annotated as neurotrypsin. The coding region runs from base 656 to 3157 and encodes 833 amino acids. Gene Ontology annotation, cellular component: membrane. Lineage: Eukaryota; Metazoa; Chordata; Chondrichthyes; Orectolobiformes; Stegostomatidae. Gene Ontology annotation, biological process: proteolysis. The transcript is spliced from 15 exons. Gene Ontology annotation, molecular function: serine-type endopeptidase activity. The record is from RefSeq and is a predicted model, not a curated record.